Chanos chanos (milkfish) is the source of this 2623-nucleotide messenger RNA. RefSeq names its product NAD-dependent protein deacylase sirtuin-5, mitochondrial. Bases 49 to 960 code for a protein of 303 amino acids. NCBI's taxonomy places the organism in Eukaryota, Metazoa, Chordata, Actinopteri, Gonorynchiformes, Chanidae. Gene Ontology annotation, cellular component: nucleus. Gene Ontology annotation, molecular function: histone deacetylase activity, NAD-dependent; protein-malonyllysine demalonylase activity; NAD+ binding. The transcript is spliced from 9 exons. The record is from RefSeq and is a predicted model, not a curated record.
CUCAAAACGAGCAUUGCGUUCACAUGAGAGGGUGGAAUACACACCCCAAUGAUGAUUAUUCAUCAGCUGACCGCCAAGAUGCAAGCUCCUCGAGUUUUCUGCAGGACUCAGAGAACUCUGGCAGGACUGUUUCGACACAGCUCGGACAUGGCUGAUUUUCGGGAGGUCUUCUCCAAGGCCAAGCGUGUGGCCAUCAUCACAGGAGCCGGGGUCAGUGCCGAGAGUGGACUGCCCACCUUCAGAGGUGCUGGUGGAAUAUGGAGGAAAUGGAAAACACAGGAUCUUGCCACGCCAGAAGCCUUCUCCCGCAACCCGUCCAGCGUUUGGGAAUUCUACCACCACUGGCGAGAGAUGACUCUGGCAGCGAAGCCCAACACUGCCCACCGCGCCAUAGCCGAAUGUGAGGCUCGUCUGAGUAAACAGGGUCGCUCUGUAGUGGUCAUCACCCAGACCAUUGACGGCCUACACCACAGCGCUGGCUCCAGACACAUCCUUGAGAUCCACGGUAAUCUGUUCAAGACCAGAUGUCUUAGCUGUGGAGAUGUGGAAGUGAACCGGAAGAGCCCAAUAUGUGCCGCUCUCGAGGGAAAAGGCUCCCCUGAUACUGAUGCCAUAGAUGCACAGAUACCUGUCAAUGCAUUGCCAAGGUGUAAGGAGCAUGACUGUAAUGGUUUACUCCGACCUGAUGUGAUCUGGUUUGGCGAGACGCUCGAUUCCCACGUCCUCACCAAGGUGGAAAAAGAGCUGGACUCAUGUGAUCUCUGCUUGGUGGUUGGGACGUCUGCAGUGGUGUACCCAGCGGCGAUGUUUGCCCCUCAGGUGGCAUCACGGGGUGUGCCUGUAGCUGAAUUCAACACCGGGGUCACGCCCAAUACAACGCGCUUUAUGUAUCACUUCCAGGGUCCAUGUGGGACCACACUGCCUAUUGCUCUGGCACGCCACGAGUCAGAGGUCAUCUAAGGGUCAGAGGGUCACACAGAACGUAUCUGCCCUCUGCCUCUGAUCCUGUGUAUUAAAAUACAGUUGGACUGAUGGACUGCUCUGGUGGAGUCUUAACGCACAGAAAGUGCUUUGGAGGAGGGAAAGCCAUGAACAACAACAACCCCAUCCACAUUUUUUGGAAAAUAGUACAAUCCAGUUCGCAUUUAUUCAAGAGAGGGCAAGGAUUAAGUGGACUUUGGUUACAGGUGGUUCUUGUCUCAGUCGCUAAGGAACUUCUCACAUAUUUGUUCCUCUUUACUGUAAUAGCUGUUGGACUUAUUACUUGUUAGAAACUUACAUUCCAUGACUGGAAGAGGAUUUAUCAAACAUGUAGGGUAUUUUUUUUUUGUCCUGGAAUCUAAUCUUUGUUUUUAAGAAAUAUCCAUAGUUCUUCAGUGAAAUGGACACAGUGGUGGGUGCAAAUGCAGUUCUUGGCAGCAUGUCCAUUUUAUUUCUGAAGAGUUUUUUCCCAUGCUGUUUUUUUUUAUUUUUACAGUGCUUCGCAGCCCUGUAAAAAAAAAAAACAGCAAAAAAAAAAAUUCUCAGACUUUAACAUGUGUAAGUAUGAAACUAGCAAUACAGCCAGUGCAGCAUUAUUCAAAUAUAUACAUGUAAAAUCGUGACAUUUUGCAUUUUACUGCAGUGACUUUGAGAGCAGAGCCCUAGGGGUCUUGGGUCACACUGCAGCCUCAGGCGUUCAGGCCACACAUGCUCUAGGACGUAUGACCCUGCUCUGUCCACCAUCCAAAUGGUCACAAAACUACUGCCUAAGAUAGCUUAACAUACAUCUCACAAGCUUAGCAACUUUAAACUGAAAUGAAGAUUUUAUACACAGAUUGAAUGCUCGUUUGGGAAAAAUACAUUUGAAAUAUGCAUUAAUGUUCAGAUUAAUAUAUUUGACUUUAGUCGACUACCUUUGCACAGCUGACAAAGUCUUUUACUUAAUCUUUUGACCUCUAACAUGCACUAAAACCGGUGUUUACCUAUGGCCACUACACAGCCCAAAGGGUUAUAGGGACCAAUUCAACACAUGCUGCCUUACUGCUGUACAUACAGGAGUACUUAUGUGACCAAAAUAUGUUCUCAGUGUUCUCGCUCCCUCUCAAACACACACACGCAAAUCUGUAAUUGUCCAAAUGACUAAAGCAGGUGUAAGAUCUUCUCUUGAUAUGAAAAGGUGGUGGUGCCAUGCUGUGAGAGAGAGAGGUAGAGAAGACAUUCGCAUUUGUUAUAAUAUAACCUGCAUCAUAAUAUGGGUUCUACAGAUGCAGUUGAAAUACUGGACAGAUGGGCAGGCUUAACUAAAACACUGUUCCAGACACAUUCCAAACCUCAGCAGAAAUAACGGUAAAAUCAUCACAAAAACGCAUCAAUCUGUCUCCUGUGUUACUGUUUACAUGGCUUUACCACACCUUACAAGGAAACGCUAUCGCUUCCUCAGAAUUUCAGCCUUGCCAAACAUAAUUCCUGAAGGAAACACGGUCGUCGUGACUAUUGCUGAUCAUUCUUGUCAUUAUGAAACAAACCAAACACAACUAGGAAUGUUUAAGUCAUAAUUAUGUAUACAGCUUUAAUGUUAAACAGUCUGCUAUCUCUGCUCCACACUUUAUGUUCAACGUUACAUAAUUCAAAGCAAUUUUUU